Messenger RNA from Podospora bellae-mahoneyi, 1809 nucleotides. RefSeq lists its product as uncharacterized. The record is from RefSeq and is a predicted model, not a curated record. NCBI's taxonomy places the organism in Eukaryota, Fungi, Ascomycota, Sordariomycetes, Sordariales, Podosporaceae. The transcript has a single exon. Bases 1 to 1809 code for a protein of 602 amino acids.
AUGGACCCCCUCUCGAUAACAGCCUCGAUCGCAGGCAUCACAGGCAUCUGCCUCCAAGCAGCCCGCGCCCUCGACACCCUCCGCACCAAAUUUCAAAACGCUCAAGUCACCAUCACCGCCCUCUCCUCUCAAUGCGCCGCCAUCAAGACCGGCCUGUCCCAGCUCCAGACCCUCAUCCUGCAAAACCACACCGUCCACGGCCAGGCCGAUGUCGUCCACACCCUCGACACAACCCUCACCGGUUGCCUAGUCGUACUAACCUGCUUCGAGGACUCCCUCGAAAAACUCUGCGAUGCCACCGCACUGAUGGAGUCCCGUCGCUCGCUUGUGCGGACGUGGUGGACUAAAGCGCGGAUUGUGCGAAAUGAGGGGGAGAUGAAGGGGUACCUAUCGCUAUUGCAAGGACAGCAGUCCGCGAUUGCGUUUCUGAUUCAAGUGUUGCACAUGAAUACUACCGAUGAGAUUCUCGAGGGUGUCAGAAAUGGGAAAGGUUUGCUAGACAGGCAAGCGACCAAGGCGGCGUCCUUGCGGUUGGCGAAUCCUCAGCUUCAAAUUGCCGAGUCUGUUCUGAAUCCGCGGAGGACUGCCGACACGAUCUUCCGUGGGGAUGGAAACACUGUGGCCGAGGGCGUCGAGUUCGAAUUUGAUAACACUGUUGUCAACUCGAGAGCCUACCGACGAAUGAUGGCUUUGGCGAAGGAGGUCGUCACCAACAGGACUAGCACGAAAAGUCCGCAAUCGAUCAUGGCUCUGGAAAAUAUCAGCUUCGACUCAAAAACCCAAUCACGAUCGUUACUCGUGUCUACAUCCGAGCAAUCCGGUGACCGGAGGGGUGACCCUACAGCAGUCUCGCCGAUGCCAUCCACAGCGUUCGAGGUUGUUCAACCUGCACCCAAACCUACUACCGACACUUCCGAAGAGGCUGCCACCCAACCCACGACCUCCCAAAGCUUGCCAACAAGCCUAGAUAUCCUCAAAGCCCAACCAACCCAGCUCGGAACAAUCCACACCACCGAAUACUUUGGCCAGCGCUGCCAGCACCUCUUCACGACCGUCACCCAAUGGGUCCUCCGCUUCUCCAAAUUCUCCGACAUGCGCGCCAGCCGCCUGACCUCGGAAAUCAACGAUGAAAAAAUCAUCGACAGGCUAGAUAACUCUGUCCUCGACGGCUCCGGCCCCGAUAACUACCUCCGUGACAGGGUGAAACGCCGGGACAUGUUCACUUCUGUCACCAUGUCAAUGAUCUGGGAAUUCAUUUUCACCCGUUACCUCUUCGGCAUGGACCGGGAGCAGAGGUUCAAGCUCAAGUCAUUAGAAAAACAGCUAACGGACGUUGGGCCGACGGCGACGGUCCGUGCUUGGAGGGCUACCACGCUGGGGCUGUGGUCGAGGAGGGAAUCGUUCAGAAAACAGAGGGAUAGGGAUGCCGUUGCGGUGGCAGAGGCGAUUUUGGAGGCGCUGUCGAAGGUGUUGCCGCCGCCGGGGAAUUUGGAAGAGCAGUUGAGGGUGCAGCUGAGGAGGGUGGUGAGUGAGGCGGUGGAUUUGUCGAUAGAGAUGAGGACGCAGGUGGCUGAGUUUAUGGUGUUGCCGCCGUUGAUGCCCGAGUACAAUGAGGAUGGGGAGCUGGCGGCGACGGUGAAUUUUAUCUCGUCGUUGAUGACGCAACCGGGUGGUCGGGGGGGCACGGAGGGGGAUCUUGAGGGGGCUGUGGUGAGGGUUGUUUUGUUUCCUUUGGUGGUGCAGAAGGGGGAUUUGAGAGGGGAAGGGGAGGAGGAGGUGGUGGUGUUUCCGGCGCAGGUUAUUGUGUGA